AUGUAUAUCAUAAUGAAUCGGUUACAGGAGCAACGCCCUCCAUCGUACACGGCCGAGGACUACAGUCUUGCCUUGAGACAAUUCGCUUCCAUCUCCUUCACCAAUUAUUACCUGAAACGGAAAGACGCCGUUUCUCAAAAUGCCCUGACCGGGGGAGAAAGGGCCCUUAAAGACAAAGAUCGACUCAUGAGACGCCUGGCCAAAGAAAGGCGGACCGGAAGCGAUACGAAUCUGGCAACGGGACAAGAGUUGUUGACCUUAAACAACUUCUACAACAUCUCCGAGCUCCUGAAGAAGCUGAAGACGGACCUCAAGUUCAGCUACAUCGAAUUUGUCGAAGAGUUUGUGAGCGCAAAUCUGGACGGCGUGAGCCUCCUCCUCGAUGUCCUCAAAGGGAUUCAAUUGAGCCAAACGGACUGUCGAUUGGACUGCCGACUCGGCAGCCGACAGCAGCAUCUCUGUCUCGUUCGUACGUUGGCCGACGAACACGAGACCCUGAUGAGCCUGAGAUAUUGUCUGAGAGCAAGCGAAUCGGGACAUCGAUUGGCCUCAUACACUAAUGGCCUUUACACCCUCGCAGUCUGUCUCAUGUCCAACGUGAACAAGAGCCGGAUUCUCGCCUCCGAACUUUUAUGUGCAGCGUGUUGGGCGUCGUCGGAAGGGCAUGCUCAGGUCCUGGAAGCCAUCUCCACCCUCCGACUUCGGUUCGGGGAGCCCAUUCGAUUCAAAUUCCUCAUCGGCAUGCUCAACAGCUUCUCCUCUCCCACCUUUCAGGUAGCGUGCCUGAGGCUUCUCAACGCCAUCGUUGAAACCACCUUAACCUCCAAAGAAAGAGCUUAUCUUCAGGCCGAAAUGGAGGAAGCAGGCUUCGAGCCUGCAAUCAUACGAAAGUUGUUGGCACCAGACCACCCGGAAUAUGAGUCGAUGAAGGAAGAACUGGAAAGAUGGGAACAGAACUACAUUGAUGUCGGCGAAAUUUUGAUGAAGCUGGAGAAACUCUCCCAGGAAAACUCCCAUCUCAAAGAACGGGUCUACCGGGUGGAAGAGCUGAAACAGGUGGCAGAGAAGGAGCGCAAUGACCUGAUAAAGCUCGAGGAGACGCUGAAGCGGAAGUGCACGGACUUGGAAGAAAAGCUGGUACAUGUGGGUCGGGAUAAGGACAGAGACAGAAAACUGUCGAACGGGAGCGCUGACAGCGGGGAAGGGAGCAGUCGAAGCAGCCUAGGGGAAACCCGCAGUCCUUCGGGACACUCGGCCGAUAGCAUCUACGUGGAGAAAGACAACCUGACCGAAGAGGUGCUCACUCUACGCAACGACACGAUCCUCAUGGACGGAUUCGGGACCGUGAUCCGGAGCAAGACCAAGGAAUCUACCAACACCAGCAGCAGUGCUGCCACCGUCCUCGAGAGAAGCACCAACGCAACCAGGAAGAAAGAGGAGGAAGACGCUCCGAUUGUCGCCAAACACAUCCCGAAACCCCCGGCCAAACCCCGGCGAAAUCAGAAAGAGAUCUUGAAGAUCCAGAACGGGGAGAUCAAGGUUCAAAGGGCGGUGAAGGGCAGAGAUUUCCCUAUCUAUGAAGCCGGAAUUUAUGUGAACAGUGUGGAUUUCCCGGUCGAGACGAGCGAUACGGAGAGUGCCAUGAGUCCCACUGACCAGGGUUGCUCGAGUCUCCGAACGACGAUCGAAACAGAAUCCACGAAAAGCUUCGGUUUCGUCCGCCCGGGGAUGAUCUUGAAACGAAGCGAGACUUUCGCAGACCCUCGGCAUUCAGGCUCUCACCUGGACCUGAGAAGACCGGACCAGACCCAGAUCUUGCCCGAGAAUUACAUCCGACGAAGCGAAUCUUUCGCCAAUGGCCUUCAGGGACCCUCCGCUGCUCCCAACGGUAAAGGACAAGGAUACUGGGCACGGAUCUUCAGCCUAUCUGGAGACGUGGAAUACGACGCGUCCUACUUGGUCUACGAUCCCCUCCUUCACGAUCAAGCACAGCCAGGUACACAAGCAGGUCAACAGCAGAAGGUGAGACGAGGUCGAUCCGUGUCCUCGAGCCGGUCUGGACGACGAGAGAGCUCCGUGCCUCGCCGUCAGAGCCAACGACGAUCCGGAAAGGAGACCUUGGAUACACCCGAAGACUGGACCAUCAAAUGGCGCUACCCCAAGAUCCCCGUGGACCAGAACACGUUCGUGGUCAAGGACAAAUCCAAGAAGGUUAAAGGUCGGGGAGGGUUCAUGCAGAGCUACGACGGCAACUUCGACUGCUACUCCAAGGCGAACGGUGUCGAAAACGGGAUGAGCCAGGUGAAUGCCAAGCUCGCUGCAGCGCACAUGCCGCCCGCAUUCAUGAGGCGGAAACUGGUGCAGGGGGACGUCGAUGACAUAUACCGCUCCUUUGACAUUCCCACUCCGGAUUAUAGCACCAUGAGCAAUUCCUGGGCUAGGAAUCCUCAUCCGAAUCCCAAGCAGCGAGUCUUCGACCUUCCCGCUGGACUCUAUUGAGAACUCAAUAUUCUCUUCUCGAUGACUUGUUUUGAAUCAUUAUUAUCCCUUGACAAGUGCCAAAAUGGACUCUGAACUUUUUUUUUGUUGGUUGCUUUCACGAUCUGUGAUAAAGGGACAACGAGAAAUAAUAUGGGUUCGGGUUCGUUCUUUCCUUUUUUUUUUCUUCGACGUUACAUCCUUGCCCCCUGUGCUGCUAUGAAUUGGACCAUGCUGAAC
Molecule: messenger RNA, 2718 nt
Organism: Darwinula stevensoni
Lineage: Eukaryota; Metazoa; Arthropoda; Ostracoda; Podocopida; Darwinulidae
Source: the annotation of a GenBank genome assembly